Molecule: messenger RNA, 3928 nt
Organism: Lytechinus variegatus (green sea urchin)
Lineage: Eukaryota; Metazoa; Echinodermata; Echinoidea; Temnopleuroida; Toxopneustidae
Exons: 3
Coding region: 592-3480 (962 amino acids)
Source: RefSeq, a predicted model, not a curated record
ACCACAUUGAAUCGAUCAUAGCGAGAGCGCUGCACAUUCUCCACGGUUCACACGGAUUUGCACGCAAACCCUAUGAGAAUCAAGCGAGAAAGAACGAUUCCAUGAGCUCUUACCCCGUCUUUCCCAUCUCGGCGAUUUUUCCCAGAACAAAAGGAUUUCCGCAAAGUACGAUACUUUGUUUUUUUACUUUAUUAGCAUCCGAUCUAUCCGCGCCGAUUAGAUUUUUACCGUGGCAUUUUUUAAUAAAUUAGCCAAACAAUAUGUAGAUCACUUUUGCCAAGCUGAAUAAAACGACUGGUAGACGUUUAUGACAGCCGUCGUUCGUGUAAGUUUUUGUAUCCGAUAUGUGCACUCUCAGCCUACGUAUAAUGCACACUACGUUAGCGUUUGUCGGCCUAUACGUGUAUCUCCAGUUCCUGUGCGUUCUACCGCGAUUUUGAAAGCUAUAUUUGAGUGUUUAACCAAUAUUCUACAUUGAUUUAUGUCAGCUGCAUUAUUGAUCUUUUGUUUUUGUUUGCCUUCCUUGUUUCAACGAGCAUUAUUUAACAACGUAACUUUGGAAAAACGCGAUUAUGUACCGGUACAACCCCAAUGAAGCGUACUUGUGCGGGUAAGUUUGUGGCGAAGUGCCGUAACAUUCAUCACAUUGACUGGGCAAGUAGCGAUGAAUCACCUUUGACCAGGUUUCGCACUGUCCCUUCGUCCAAAAAGAUUCAUAUCGACGUUCAAGAAAAUUUGAGGAAAGGAAGGGAAACGUAUGUUUGUAACGACUGUCUGACAUAUUCGGAAAAUUUGCAAGGAAUUUUUUCUCCAUCUGUUUGUGCUCCAAGUAGCGCUAGCCCAGCACCUCCACAAUCUGACGCUGGAGCUACUCCGUCCUGCUCUGGCUCUACUGGCACUGCUACUGGGCAUUCGGCGGAUCUGCAAGAGUUGAUAAACCGUGUGUUAUCUCUCCCUCAAGAAGACAUUGCUGAAGUUGCACAUGCUAUUGGUAGAAGUCAGCGGAAUCCUAUUCUAGCAGACAUAACAUCAUCAGAGUUAACAUUUCUGCCGACUUCAGAAAGCUUACUUGCACACGAUUCUGUGGAAUGGUUAGAGUCUCGCAAUGCAGUACUCUCCAGUUUUUUGUGUGGAGUGAGUGAUUGUGACUUGAAUUUAUUGGCUAAGAGGACGAAGGAAUCAGAACAGAAAGUCUACGGUGUAUGCAAGGCUGUAGAACAGUGCUAUUUUAACAUCAAUCCAAAGUGUGUGCUACCCCACUCUUUCAAGGAGAACAUCUUGAUUUACUCUGUAAGUAAGAGCAAGCUCUUGCCUGAUGCUCUAGGUGGAGUUUCACCAGCAGGUACUUAUUACAGGUUGAGGAAGUGGUUGGAUCACCAGGCAUACCAUGAACUUCCACCCUUGAAUGGGGAUGUUGUCAUAGCAUUUGACAAUGAUCAAGUUGUGGGAAAGACAUAUCAUGUGAAGGCUGAUAAUAAGGUACGAGUUUCUGUAAUAACAAGCAUCUGUGCGUUUGAAGAGGAUGGAAAAUUACAAGAACAAGGGGAACUAAAACCCAGCAACUGGCAGGACAAACGUCGGGAUCAGUUUGAGAAUUUAGUACAUCCAAAGUCGGAGAUCAAUGUUCAAGCUAGUGAGCUGCAUUAUAAGGAACUAUACAGAUCACUGUCUGAUGCUAUUUCAGAGAUAAUCCAUGAGCAGAGGCACAACGGUGAUGGAAAGCUGACCGACGAUAUAGAUAUGCAUGUAUCGCAGAAUGCAUUUGAUCGCGAAUAUCGUCUCUGCCCUUCAUGCUCUGAGAGCAACCGACGGAAUAAGCGCAUUUGUGCAUAUUGUGGAGAACGUUUACGCAUUAGAGCAGAUGCAGGAGAUGGUGAUGAAGAGAGUUCUGAAGGUUCGAAAACAUCAGGCUUAGAACAUCGGUUUGCACCCACUGUGAAAAGGGUAACUUUUACAUCAGAGUCCCAAGUAGAAGAGAAAGCCGAUCGAAUAUCAGCACGUGACCCUUUCUUUGUGAAUCCGAAUUCUCUGGGGACAAUUGCCGCCGUUUUCAGACACAUUGGGAAAGAUGCAAAGGUAAAGAAUGUCGCUGAAAAUGGUGACCGAGAGUGGGUCUGCGUAGUUUGUGAUGGGCUGCCAUACUCCAUCGGCAUGAACAUUUUGACGUCAUUUUAUGAGUGUAGAUUGUGCAGAGAAAAAACACAAGGGCAGGAUAAAUUCACAGAGCACAUGACAACAAUCCAUCCUGGAGUUGAGUAUGAAAUGAAGGACAAUCUCGAAUUUGGUUGGCUCCUGCUUCAUGCAGGGCACGGCCAUUAUGAAAUGAAUGCUGUCCGUAGCUUUGUCUCGUUAAACUGGGACGUUUUCAUGGGAGAUGCUGCCAAAGUGAUGGGCUUCAGAUCUGAGAGGGCUCAGAAGUAUGCCAAGAGCACCUCUGAUCACCAUAGGGCGUGGGAGCUUCUCCAGAUUGUGUAUCACGGUGGACUGCGUGAACUGCUCCUGCCGUAUGUGAGACAGUGCCUAGCAGAAGGGAGCAGUCCUACUCCAGAGGGUUAUCUUCGAUGGAGUAAAGCAGUCGAGGACAGGAGGUACGCUUACUUCCAGGAGCAGAUAAUGACAUACACUCAAGCGAUCAUUAAUUUGCGAAAGGGGCUACGCACAAACAAUGCAGACCUUGUCAUGGCAGGACGUAUCAAGCAUGCUCCUAUCUUUCACGGGAGGAACCACCCAAAAUACCAGGCCAUCGAGAUCAUGGAGCUUGCAAACUUUCUUAGUGCACCACCCCCUGUACAGGAGUUUCUUGCUCGCCACUCAUCUUACUCUGCUUCUGGAGACCCCACAAAGGGUGAAGAUCUGGAUUUUGUUCUCGAAAACCUAAACAAGCAGAGCAAAGACUGGAUUCCAAGGGGAGUGCCUACAGAACAUGAGUGGCUACGGAUAUUUCGCAAUCUGGACAAGCUCAAUGAGAUCAGACAAGAAACGCUGCACAGUAUGGGUCAGUCAACCUCAAGCACCCCAAGAAGUACAUCGCAUGACCCUGCUGCGGAUGACAUCAAGGCAUGGCGUAUCUUCAUCAGGGAAAGCGGAUACCUGAGUUCUCCCAUGACAUCGGGACCAAUCUCUGCAAUCAAUGGAGAAGAGCUAGACCCAAGUUUGAUCUGUCUAACCACCACUGGAACAAAAAGGAGAAGACACUUUGCCAGCAAACUGCUAUCAGCAGGUGACAUCCCAAAGCCGGACCCAGUGCUAGUCACCAAGAGUGAGCGAGCUGACUUUGAAGACAUUAGUAAACAAACCAAGGAGAGGAUCAGUCAACGAAUCGAGGCACUUAUCAGUUCUGUGGCUGAUGAUGUCUCAAAGGACAUUCUAAUGAAGGAGUUGGGCCAACUGAAAAGUCGCAGGAAAGAAGAACUAAUAGGUCUUUUCUACAGAUUGAAAGACAGAUCAGAUGAAAGUGACUCUGAUGUAAGUGAUGAUUAAAGUACAUUUUACAUGUACACAUGUACAGGAACUGAUCAUUCUUUGUCACCAUUGUUGGCCAAUUUUCUUUAAAAAGCUUUGAUGUGAAAGCUAAGUUUUUAAUGUACAUGUAAAGACUUGAAUGUAAAUUUAUGUUGUGGAAGAGAAAUGUGCAAAAGUAAUUCUGAUUUACAUACAAUAUUUCUCACCUUAUGUAAAGAUGUUGUGACCAGCAAUAUUUUUUUCAUUAAAAAUAUGACCAACACAAAAAUUGAUAUGUGGGACAAAGUAUAGUAGAAAAUCAAUCAUGACGAGAUAUAUUUGAAGUUCUGAUCAUCUUUGGACAGUUUUGAAAAUUGUAAGGGGGGGGGGCAGUGUUACAGAUAUGUAUCCAUCAAGGUUUGUUCAGACAUGGUGGAAAAAUUUCAGCAACAUUUUGUGUACAAAAGGGAUGUGAGGCAGCAGACAU